Erpetoichthys calabaricus (reedfish) is the source of this 1082-nucleotide messenger RNA. RefSeq lists its product as uncharacterized. The coding region runs from base 1 to 1011 and encodes 336 amino acids. The transcript is spliced from 5 exons. Lineage: Eukaryota; Metazoa; Chordata; Cladistia; Polypteriformes; Polypteridae. The record is from RefSeq and is a predicted model, not a curated record.
AUGCUGUAUGACACCAUCCGUUUAAUAGCACCAAAUGAAGAAUUUUUUUGUCAGCUCGUCAGAGCAAUCUUUGAAGACAGCGGAGCCUUUGAAGAGUCACCCACUGGUUUUAUACCAAAACUGAACACCAGUCAUUUGCAGAAUGGAGUUUACCGGACCAUUGGGAAGAUGAUGUCCACCUUAAUUAUCCAGGGGCGUAAGGCCCUAGCACUUCUAGCAGCUUGUGUGGUGGACUACAUUUUGACUGGAGAUGUCCACCAAGUGAAUGCUACACCUGAUGAUGUCUCAGCCUCUGAGCUUAGAGGAAUGCUGAAAAAGGUGGAAAAAUCGAGCACAGAAAGAGAGCUGGAAGAUGCAGUGAAGCGGUGCGACUCUUGGCGCUUUGAGGUGGAAGGUCUUCCAAACCCAGUUAAUAUGAAUACUAAAGAUACUUUUGUGAAGAAGGCAACGCUCUUUCAUGUAAUCUUAGAAAGACAAGCUUGUCUCGAUCAGUUAAUCGAUGGACUGUCGUACUACGAGGUACUUCCACUUUUCAGAGGAAUUCCUAUCAUGCGUAUUUAUCUUGAUUUUCCUAAUGUAAAGAAGGAAAUUACCGCAGAUGAUGUAGCAGGCAUUUUAAUACCACGGUAUUCUCCUCUUGGAUGUCCCAGAAGAAAAAGUCAGGAGAUGAUGGUGAUAAAAUUUCAAGAAUUUCUUCACUCUGUGCAAGAUAAGGAACUUGAAGAGAAAUUUGGCAGCAGGACAUUGACUGAAGCAGAGAAGGCAUUUUUGGAAACACUGCGCCCUGUCCACAUUCUUGAAUUUGCGACAGGGAGAAGCACAUUUCCAGUUCUUAGGUUCAUUCCACAUCCUCAAAUGAUAUUUCUUUAUGAUAAAUCAACAGGCCAUCCAAAAGCAAACACCAGUAAAAAUGAGCUUCAGAUUUGUGUCAAUUGCAGAACCUUGGCAGAUUCUGACGAAUUUGAUUAUUUUUUUGUUGAAGCUUUGAUGAAUAGUUCUGUGUGCAGAUAAGGUCACCAUAUAGGUAGAUGGAAAAAAGAAAUGCAAGUGUUGAUUCAACCAUCUGUGUUUCCUUUUCCUCA